CCAGGGUCCUGUCUUUAGCCCUGCCUCUUAACAUUUUCUUGGAUUCAACCUGCGUGGGUUUUUCAUUCUCUCAUCCAGCUCCACAGUCACUUCGGAACAUUUCCACCACCAUCACUCCUUUGGAAACUGAUUGCCUUGUUCCCUGGGGGCACAUGAUGUCUCUGCCUUUUUAUCAGAAACUUCACGAGCACUAUGAUCGCAGCUACCACAACAAAAACCUUCGCACCACCAUGAGCCAGUACCAGCAGGAGAAGAAAAGCUCGGCCAUCUACACCCACGGCUCCACUGCCUACAGCAGCCGCUCCUCCGCUGCCCACCGCCAGAAGUCCGAGGCCUUCAGCCAGGCGUCCGCCGCGUCCUACCAGCAGCAGGCUUCCCGGGCCUCCGAGUUUGCCCUCUCAUCUGCAGUCAGUCAGAAGGCUGCCUCAGCCUACGACUAUGGCUACUCCCACGGACUUACAGAUUCCAGUCUGAUGCUAGAAGAUUAUUCAUCCAAGUUGAGCCCCCAAACAAAGAGAGCCAAGAAAAGCCUUCUCUCUGGAGAGAAGAAAGAAAAUCUGCCAAGUGACUACAUGGUGCCCAUUUUCUCAGGACGCCAAGUGCAUGUCAGUGGAAUUACAGACACGGAAGAAGAAAGAAUUAAAGAAGCUGCUGCUUACAUAGCCCAGAGGAAUCUCCUUGCUAGAGAGGAAGGAGUCACGGCAGCCAAGCAGUCCACAGUAUCCGAACAGUCCACGUCCAUGCUUCGCCAGGAGGAAGGUUUUGAGAAGUCGAGGAAAGUUGCAAUUCGAGAAAAGGCAGAACACCUGUCACUGAAAAAAACGUUAGAAGAAACUGAGGCAUAUCAUAAAAAGUUGAAUGAAGAUAGUCUUCUCCAUGCUCCUGAAUUUGUCAUUAAACCUCGUUCCCACACUGUUUGGGAGAAAGAAAAUGUAAAAUUACACUGCUCUGUAGCCGGCUGGCCAGAACCUCGUCUCACAUGGUAUAAAAACCAGGUGCCAAUAGACGUCCAUGCAAACCCUGGAAAGUAUAUUAUCGAAAGCCGAUAUGGAAUGCACACUCUGGAGAUAAACGCGUGUGAUUUUGAAGACACCGCUCAGUACCGGGCCUCGGCGAUGAAUGUUAAAGGAGAGCUUUCAGCAUAUGCUUCGGUUGUGGUAAAGAGAUAUAAGGGAGAGUUUGAUGAGACUCGCUUCCAUGCGGGGGCCUCCACCUUGCCCCUCAGCUUUGCUGUGACCCCUUACGGUUAUGCGUCCAAGUUUGAGAUCCACUUUGAUGAUAAGUUUGAUGUGUCUUUCGGGAGAGAAGGCGAGACGUUGAGUCUAGGCUGCCGUGUAGUUAUCACUCCUGAAAUUAAACAUUUCCAGCCGGAGAUCCAGUGGUACCGAAAUGGGGCUCCUGUUUCUCCAUCAAAAUGGGUGCAAACACACUGGAGUGGAGAUCGGGCAACACUAACAUUUUCUCAUCUCAACAAGGAAGAUGAAGGUCUCUACACAAUCCAUGUACGAAUGGGAGAAUAUUAUGAGCAAUACAGCGCUUACGUCUUUGUUCGAGAUGCUGAUGCAGAGAUUGAAGGAGCCCCAGCCUCUCCCUUGGAUGUGGUGUCCUUGGAUGCCAACAAAGAUUAUAUCAUCAUCUCUUGGAAACAGCCGGCUGUGGAUGGAGGGAGUCCUAUUCUGGGAUAUUUUAUUGAUAAGUGUGAGGUGGGCACAGACAGCUGGUCUCAGUGCAAUGACACACCUGUGAAGUUUGCUCGUUUCCCAGUCACUGGAUUGAUAGAAGGUCGUUCUUACAUAUUCCGAGUUCGUGCUGUGAACAAAACUGGAAUAGGUCUCCCCUCUCGUGUUUCCGAGCCUGUGGCUGCUCUGGAUCCAGCUGAGAAAGCUAGACUUAAAAGUCGCCCUUCAGCACCCUGGACUGGACAGAUCAUUGUCACUGAGGAGGAACCGACAGAGGGUAUUGUUCCCGGGCCCCCCACAGACCUCUCUAUCAUCGAGGCCACACAGAGCUACGUGGUGCUGAGCUGGAAGCCCCCCCGUCAGCGUGGCCAUGAGGGCAUCCUCUACUUUGUAGAAAAGUGUGAUGCAGGAACAGAAAACUGGCAGCAGGUGAACAUGGAGCUCCCUGUGAAGUCUCCCCGCUUUGCUCUGUUUGACUUGACUGAGGGGAAAUCCUACCGGUUCCGAGUCCGCUGCUCCAAUUCAGCAGGAAUUGGUGAGCCCUCCGAGGCAACGGAAGUGACCAUGGUCGAGGACAAACUUGACAUCCCCAAGCCCCCGAGCAAUAUCAUCCCAAGCAGAAAUACAGACACAUCAGUUGUCGUUAUGUGGGAGGAAUCCAAAGAUGCUAAGGAGCUGGUCGGGUACUACAUAGAGUCAAGUAUUGUUGGCUCUGGCAAGUGGGAGCCCUGCAACAACAACCCCGUGAAGGGCACAAGGUUUACUUGUCAUGGACUGACUACCGGUCAGAGUUAUAUUUUCCGGGUCAGAGCAGUUAACGCAGCUGGACUUAGUGAAUAUUCACAAGAUUCAGAAGCAAUCGAAGUAAAAGCUGCUAUUGCGGCACCAUCUCCACCCUGUGAUAUCACUUGUCUUGAAAGUUUUCGUGACUCAAUGGUUCUUGGAUGGAAGCAACCAGAUAAAACUGGAGGGGCUGAAAUUACUGGCUAUUAUGUGAACUAUCGAGAAGUAAUUGAUGGGGUACCAGGAAGAUGGAGAGAAGCCAACAUCAAAGCUGUCAGUGAUGAGGCAUAUAAGAUUAGCAACUUGAAGGAGAACAUGGUAUAUCAGUUCCAAGUGGCAGCCAUGAACAUCGCUGGCUUGGGAGCACCCUCGGCAGUAAGCGCAAGCUUCAAAUGUGAAGAGUGGACCAUUGCUGUUCCAGGACCACCGCACAGUCUCAAGUACAGUGAAGUCAGAAAAACCUCCCUGGUUCUGCAGUGGAAGCCUCCAAUGCACUCAGGACGGACUCCGGUCACUGGCUACUUUGUGGACAUGAAGGAGGCCAGUGCCAAAGAGGACCAGUGGCGAGGACUCAAUGAGGCGGCUCUGAAAAACACAUACCUGAAGGUGCAAGGCCUCAAAGAGGGUGUCAGCUAUGUGUUCCGAGUCCGAGCCGUAAACCAGGCAGGUGUCGGGAAGCCGUCUGACCUUGCUGGGCCUGUUGUGGCAGAAACCCGUCCAGGAACCAAAGAACUUGUUGUAAAUGUGGAUGAUGAUGGAGUCAUUUCCUUGAACUUCGAAUGUGAUCAGAUGGCUCCAAAUUCUGAGUUCACCUGGUCCAAAGAUUAUGUCCCCACAGAGGAGUCUCCAAGAUUAGAGGUUGAAAGCAAAGGCAACAAGACGAAAAUGACCUUCAAAGACCUCGGGAUGGAAGACUUGGGCAUCUACUCUUGCGAUGUAACAGACACUGAUGGAAUAGCGUCAAGCUACUUGAUAGAUGAGGAAGAAUUGAAACGUUUACUUGCUCUCAGCCAAGAACACAAGUUCCCAACUGUCCCAGUUAAAUCAGAGUUGGCAGUUGAAAUUUUGGAGAAAGGCCGGGUCCGGUUUUGGAUGCAGGCUGAGAAGCUGUCUGGCAACGCCAAAGUCAACUACAUAGUUAACGACAAGGAAGUUUUUGAAGGGCCGAAAUAUAAGAUGCAUAUUGACCGAAACACUGGUAUAAUUGAGAUGUUUAUGGAAAAGCUACAGGAUGAGGAUGAGGGCACAUAUACUUUCCAGGUUCAAGAUGGAAGAGCAACUGGCCAUUCUACUCUUGUUCUCAUUGGAGAUGUUUAUAAAAAGCUCCAGAAAGAAGCUGAAUUCCAGCGUCAAGAAUUUAUCAGGAAACAAGGUCCACAUUUCGCUGAGUAUUUGAGCUGGGAAGUGACUGGUGAAUGUAAUGUACUAUUGAAAUGCAAGGUGGCAAAUAUUAAGAAGGAGACUCAUAUUGUGUGGUAUAAAGAUGAAAGGGAGAUAUCAGUGGAUGAAAAGCAUGACUUUAAGGACGGUAUAUGUACCCUCCUUAUAACAGAGUUUUCAAAGAAAGAUGCUGGGAUUUAUGAAGUUAUCCUGAAAGACGACAGAGGAAAAGAUAAGAGCAGAUUGAAGCUUGUGGAUGAAGCCUUUAAAGAACUGAUGGCUGAAGUAUGUAAAACAAUAGCUUUGUCUGCAACAGACCUGAAGAUCCAGAGCACAGUUGAGGGCAUCCGGCUGUACUCUCUUGUUACUUACUACGUGGAUGAUCUGAAAGUUAACUGGUCCCACAACGGGACUGCUAUUAAGUACACAGACAGAGUUAAGAGUGGGGUCACCGGGGAGCAAAUCUGGCUGCAGAUCAACGAGCCCACUCCGAAUGACAAAGGGAAAUACGUGAUGGAGCUCUUUGAUGGCAAAACUGGACACCAGAAGACAGUGGAUCUUUCUGGACAAGCGUACGACGAAGCCUUUGAAGAAUUCCAGAGAUUAAAACAAGCUGCCAUCGUGGAGAAAAAUCGCGCCCGGGUAGUGGGAGGUCUCCCCGAUGUGGUCACCAUCCAGGAGGGCAAGGCGCUUAACCUCACCUGCAUAGUGUGGGGAGACCCGACUCCGGAGGUCUCCUGGCUGAAGAACGAGAAGAUCUUGGCCUCGGACGAGCACUGCAACCUCAGGUUCGAGGCCGGCAAGACCGCCUACUUCACCAUCAGCGGGGUCAGAACGUCCGACUCGGGCAAGUAUGGGCUGGUCGUGAAGAACAAGUACGGCUCGGAGACCAGCGACUUCACCGUCAGCGUGUUCAUCCCGGAGGAGGAGGCGAGGACAGUCGCCGAGGAGCGCCCGAAGGGCAACAAGAAGGCCAAGUGACCGGAGGGCGAGUGGGCCGAGGGGGGCGAGCCACCCCGCACUGCCUCGGGCUACGUGUGUGCGAAGGGUUCGAGCUGAGCGCGAGGAACUCUCCGUGCUUCCUACUCCCUAUUUUUGUGCUGGCUUUGGGGGUCGGGGGGGAUUGUCAAAUCUUUAUUCAUAUAAGAAAGCACCAACUAACGACAUUUUAAUCGUUUUUCUUUACCUACAAAUUGUGUUAAGAAAAUAACAUUGGUAGCGCAAAUAUUAGGAAACAGUUUUAAGGCAAAGAGCAGGGUAAAGUCAGAGGGCCGUUGAACGGGGGCGGGAGACACGUUCUGUGGAGCCGUCUGGACCCGCCAGCCUCUCAGCAGUCAGUUCUCCUGGUUCGCAGUGAGGCGGCAGCAUCCAGUCAGACGAGACAAGCUAUUAAGUCAGCCAGCCUGUGUCGUGUGUUGUAACAAGAGCCGUGUUGUUCUGUGGGCGGCCUGGCGAUUUGGAAGCUCUGGGUCCUAAUAAACAGUUCACACCCCUCCGCUCCCCCGUCAGUGCUUCUCUCCUUCUUACUGGUUUAGCUGCCCAGCUGGGUGGCCUCCGCUGGGUGACCUUUCUGGCCUCUUCUUGUAACACGUCUUCUGAAUUUUAAAUUCCUUUUGGUUGAAGCAGUGCCUUCACAACACAAUCACAUAAGGCAUCCCAGGUCGGUUGAUGCUCAGAGGUGUGAACUUGCUCCGUCGCUGUGCAUCUGGUAGCUCACCAGGCGAUCUGUCAGGUCUCCUCCAUUGUUAAGAUACCCGGAGUCACCGAAUGUAAUGUGUCAACAGAGGAUAAUAAGACGGCGUGGGGCGUCUAGCACCAGAAUUGGCGACUAAGGCCACAGCUGAGAAUAAAAGGCACUACAGGAUGGUCACUCUAAGUUCAGAGAACUGCCAGGUCUGGGGCCUGCCCCUUGCGGCAGCGUUUCUGCUUGAGGGAAUUUGGGCUUUCCCCACCCCUACCCCUAACCCCCAACCACCACAGACACACAGACACACACACACACACACACACACACACACACACAACACAGGAGGAAAAGAGUAACUGUGAAAGCCACCCCUGCCUUCGUCCUGUCAAGGGUCAGGGAUGGGACGACAGAGUCCCUCACACAGUUUGGAGGGGCACGUACACAUCCUCUCCUUUGCAAAGACCAGGACUGCAACUUGCCUCUCACCUGACUGUAGCCCCCACUAUCGCCCUGACGCCAACCACCGGCAGGAGUGAGCUGCUGCCCUCCCGCUGUCAGACACGGCAGGUGGAUGUUUCCCGGGGUCCCCUGGACCCUGCAGAAAGUGCCGGCCUGAGCAGGCUGACCUUCUCCUCCCAGGACGAGUGGACCCAGAAGGAAAGUGUUUAAUUAUCUAAAACAUUACAAGUACAUAAAAAUCAAAUAUGCACAGACUCCAUAAGGCAAAAAUGCUCAUUUUACCUAGAUGUAGCCCCUAGAGCCUGAGACUGGAGUUCUAAUACCCAGGCCAGAAUGAGAGGCAUGGAUUCGGAUCGCUUGCGAUGGGGAACCGCACACCAAGACCUCAGCACAGCGCUGGGAUGCACAAAAGGUGGUUUAGACAAAAAAAAAACAAGGAUAGUAAAAAUAUCACCAGCUGACAUGGAGAAGCUCUACUGAAGCUCGCCAUCUGCCUGGGAGUGGUUCUGGGGAGAAAAACAAAGUUAACGGGUUCCUCAAGCCCGUACUGCAUACUCGUGGGGUCCACAUUUACAGCAAGCACCACAUGGUAUAGGUAUCCCAAGCCAAGGGUUCCCAUAAAAAUGGCCAGUGUCUGGGCCCCAGAGAAGCAAAUGUAAAACGACACUACAAGAAACUUCUGUGUCUGCCCACAAAGGAUCGCUGUUAUGGAAAUUAUCCUCCCACCAUAAACAACUAGAAAACCAGGCACAAUAUAUGUGGAAAAAAACUCUUUGGGGCGUUGGCUAGUGAAUAUGCAGGGCUGUGAUGCCCCAGAGAAAGGGAAACAGUAACGAAAGACCUGUGAUUUCUCCAACUUGGUGCCUGGACAGUGUUCAGGCUGCAGUCCAGCCAGGGGGACCAAGAGAGAACCUGUCAGUCUCACUGAGUUGAGGAGUUAGAGACUGAAGUUCAAGGAGGCUGAAGUGGCUGGGAUUCAUAGGAAAGGGCAAUGGAGGGAAGAGUUGCACAGAGAGGAGCCACAACUACUGAGCCCACGUGCUGCAACUACUGAAGCCUGCGCUCCUAGAGCCCGCGCUCUGGGAAGAGUUGCCCAGAGAGGAGCACGGGCUGCAGCAGACAGGUCUCUGGCUGAGCGCUGCUCUGUGAGUGCGGGAGAACCCUGGGAGGUGGGGGGACAAGGAGUCCUGGGAGCUCACACAGACUGGGAGCAGUUCUCCUCCCCACCAGCCGGAAUGAAAAUGUUCAAUGUAAUACAUGGAAUAUUGGGUAGAGGCUUCAGAAGUUGCUCACCUUAGUAGUGGGGCUAAAUUAACUCUAACUGAAAGCUGCCCUGGACACACCCUCACAAAGCUUGAAAGCAGGCCUCCAGAGGAUCAAAUAUCUAUGGUCACCUAAUAGUGUGUCAGGACAAAGUGCAGCACACUUUAAAUGAAUGCAUCAUCCAGCAGUGUGAAAUUCAUAACAGCUGGCAUCCAAUCAAAAUCAGCAGGUGUGCAAAGAAGCAAGAAAAUAUGAUUGAUAACCAGGAGAAAAGUACAUUAAAGAUAAGUUCUGUGGAUGUAAUGUACAGCAUGUAAAUAUUAUUACAAUAGUUAAUAAUACUGUACUGCAUAUUUACAAGUUCCUAAGAGAGUAGAUGGUAAAAGUUCUCAUCACAAGAAAAAGAAAUUUGUAACUAUGUGAGGUGUUGUUAACUAAACUUAUUGUGGUAAUCAUUUCACAAUAUAU
Aethalodelphis obliquidens (Pacific white-sided dolphin) is the source of this 7719-nucleotide messenger RNA. RefSeq names its product myomesin 1 (gene MYOM1). NCBI's taxonomy places the organism in Eukaryota, Metazoa, Chordata, Mammalia, Artiodactyla, Delphinidae. Gene Ontology annotation, cellular component: M band. Bases 153 to 4823 code for a protein of 1556 amino acids. The record is from RefSeq and is a predicted model, not a curated record. The transcript has 37 exons. Gene Ontology annotation, molecular function: kinase binding. Gene Ontology annotation, biological process: sarcomere organization.